Messenger RNA from Morone saxatilis (striped sea-bass), 1769 nucleotides. RefSeq names its product apoptosis-stimulating of p53 protein 2-like. NCBI's taxonomy places the organism in Eukaryota, Metazoa, Chordata, Actinopteri, Moronidae. Gene Ontology annotation, molecular function: p53 binding. Gene Ontology annotation, biological process: regulation of apoptotic process. Gene Ontology annotation, cellular component: nucleus. The record is from RefSeq and is a predicted model, not a curated record.
UUCUCAGCUCCUUGUCUGGACAUGACGCUGAGCGACCUGCAGGAUCUGGCAACCCGACAGCAACAGCAGAUCAACGCCCAGCAGCAGCUGCUGGCCUCCAAGGAGCAGCGGCUGCGUUACCUGAAGCUGCAGGAUCAGCGGCAGCAGCAGCAGGAGGUUUCCGAACAGGAGCGACUGCUGCAGCUCAGAGACAACGCACACAACCAGGAGGCCAAACUGCGACGGGUCCGGGCCCUCAGGGGCCAGGUGGAGCAGAAACGCCUCAGCAACAGCAAACUAGUGGAGGAGAUCGAGCAGAUGACCGGGCUGUUCCAGCAGAAGCAGAGGGAGCUGGUGGUCGCUGUGUCGAGGGUGGAGGAGUUGAGCGACCAGCUGGAGGCGCUAAGGAGCAACAGACUGGAGCCUCCUCUUCCUCCUCCCCCUCAUCACCACAACACCUCCUCCACAGCUGAGCUGGAGCGCCUCUAUAAAGAGCUGCAGCUGAGGAACAAGCUGAACCAGGAUCAGAGCGGCCGGCUGCAGCAGCAGAGAGACAACCUCAACAAGAGGAACCUGGAGGUGGCGGCGAUGGACCGACGGCUGGUCGAGCUCCGACAGCGGCUCUGGAAGAAGAAAGCCGCCCUGCAGCAGAAGGAAAACCUGCCGGUGGCCUCCGAUGGCGUGGCCCCUCAGCACGGUGUGGUCUCCAGAGUGGCGGCGGUGGGGCCGUACAUCCAGUCAUCCUCCUCCACGAUGAGCCCUCAGGGGCCUCCGGUGCCGGCCCGCCAGGAGGUUCUGGUGAAGCCGGCGUACCCGGACGGCACCGCCACCCUGCCCAUGCCCGACUCGUCCCUGAAGCCGCCUCCCAGACCAGUCAAACCAGCCUCAGGUUUCGCCACAUCAAAAAUCACCAAACUCUCGGACUGGAGCGGCUCGUUUCCUGAGUCCAGUGGAGGUUACAGCCACGCCUCCACGCUGCCUCGCAUGUCCAGUCUCAGCAGCCACAACUCAGGUGGGAAGACCUUCACGGACCAGAAGGGCUCUGAUAUCCCGCCCCCUGUCCCCUCACGGACCAAUCACAUCACAGAGAACCUGCUUAGAGACAAUCAGGGUAAAGGUCUGUCCAAGAUGGCGGCGCCACCUCCAGUUCCGAGUAAGCCCAAACCGUUCUCCUCGACUGGACCGCCAACCUUCUCUAAGCCCCCCUACAGCACCGGGACCUUCCCUGGUAAGGUGCGUCCGGUUGGGGGCCACCUCAGGGCUCCGGGUGUCCUCUCCAGCCACAGCCACACCCUCCCUCUGCCCAACAAGCAGGAGAGUCCGCCGGCUGCCGCCAUACGGCCGUACACCCCCGACCUCUCAGACGCCCCCCCUCCCAUGCUGCAGAAGCCUCAGACUCUGGCGGCUUCGUCCAUCUACUCUAUGUACACCCAGCAGGCCACGCCCGGGAAGGGCUACCAAGCAGGGGGUCAGGGCACGCUCCCCCGGAGCCAGCCUAGAGUGUUCGAGAGAGCUGCAGAACGCAGCACCCCGAGACCGCUCAGCCCCACCAAGCUCCUCCCCUUCCUGUCCAACCCUCACAGGAACCCCAGCGACGCUGACCUGGAGGCCCUGCGCCGGCGGCUGCACCACGCCCCCCGACCCCUGAAGAAACGCAGCUCCAUCACAGAGCCCGAGGGCCCGGCUGGACCCAACAUCCAGAAGCUGCUGUAUCAGAAAACCACUCUGGCUGCCAUGGAAACCAUCCCCAUGGAGACGGUCGGUCCAGCGGGGACGUACGCUCUGCUUUG